ACGUGUGAGCAAACUUCCCAGUGACACUCAGGCUGCAGCUGUGUGCUCAUCACCCACGAGACUGGUUCUCUUGAUUGUCACGGGUGGAGACAGGAUGCUUUGGGCACUGGCCCUGCUGGCUCUGGGCUUGGGUCCAAGAGCUUAUGCUGGUGACCAGGGUGAAGACACUUCAUUUGACCUUUUCAGCAUCAGCAACAUAAACCGGAAGACCAUCGGUGCCAAGCAGUUUCGAGGGCCUGACCCUGGGGUUCCCGCUUACCGUUUUGUACGCUUUGACUACAUCCCCCCAGUGAAGACAGACGACCUCAGCAGGAUUGUGAAGCUUGCAAGGAGAAAGGAGGGCUUCUUCCUCACAGCCCAGCUGAAGCAGGACCGCAAGUCUCGAGGCACACUCCUGGUGUUGGAAGGCCCUGGCACCUCCCAGAGGCAGUUUGAGAUUGUGUCCAAUGGCCCAGGGGAUACCUUGGACCUCAACUACUGGGUAGAAGGCACCCAGCAUACCAACUACCUGGAGGAUGUGGGUCUGGCUGACUCCCAGUGGAGGAAUGUAACUGUGCAGGUGGCUAGCGACACCUAUAGCCUGUACGUGGGCUGCGAUCUCAUUGACAGUGUCACCCUGGAAGAACCAUUCUAUGAGCAGCUGGAAGCAGACAGAAGCAGGAUGUACGUGGCCAAAGGUGCAUCCCGAGAGAGCCACUUCAGGGGCUUGCUGCAGAAUGUCCAUCUUGUGUUUGCAGAUUCUAUAGAAGAUGUUCUAAGCAAGAAAGGCUGUCAACACAGCCAGGGAGCUGAAGUCAACACCAUCAGUGAGCACACAGAGACACUCCACCUGAGCCCUCAUAUCACCACAGACCUGGUGGGCCAGGGUGUGGAGAAGACGCAGGAGGUAUGCACACACUCCUGUGAAGAGUUGAGCAACAUGAUAAACGAGCUGUCUGGAUUGCAUGUCAUGGUGAACCAGCUGAGCAAGAACCUGGAGAGAGUGUCCAAUGAUAACCAGUUCCUUUUGGAGCUCAUUGGAGGCCCUCUGAAGACAAGGAACAUGUCAGCCUGUGUGCAGGAGGGCCGAAUCUUUGCAGAAAAUGAAACUUGGGUUGUAGACAGCUGUACCACAUGCACCUGCAAGAAAUUUAAAACAGUGUGCCAUCAAAUCACUUGCUCACCGGCCACUUGUGCCAACCCAUCUUUUGUGGAAGGCGAGUGCUGUCCAUCCUGUUCCCAUUCUUCAGACAAUGACGAGGACUGGUCUCCGUGGGCAGAGUGGACUGAGUGUUCUGUCACCUGUGGCUCUGGGACCCAGCAGAGAGGAAGGUCUUGUGAUGUCACCAGCAACACCUGCCUGGGCCCCUCCAUUCAGACAAGGGCAUGCAGCCUGGGAAAAUGUGAUACACGAAUCCGCCAGAAUGGUGGCUGGAGUCACUGGUCACCCUGGUCUUCAUGCUCCGUGACUUGUGGAGUUGGCAACGUCACUCGCAUACGUCUCUGCAACUCUCCAGUACCCCAAAUGGGUGGCAAGAACUGCAAAGGCAGUGGCCGGGAGACCAAGGCUUGCCAGGGUUCACCAUGCCCGGUUGAUGGCCGUUGGAGCCCCUGGUCUCCUUGGUCAGCCUGUACAGUCACCUGUGCUGGAGGGAUCCGUGAACGGACACGUGUUUGCAACAACCCGGAGCCUCAGUAUGGUGGGAAGGACUGUGUGGGGGAUGUGAAGGAGCAUCAAAUGUGCAACAAGAGAAGUUGUCCUAUUGAUGGGUGCUUAUCCAACCCGUGUUUUCCUGGAGCCAAGUGCAACAGCUUCCCUGAUGGGUCCUGGUCCUGUGGCUCCUGCCCAAUGGGCUUCCUGGGCAAUGGCACCCAUUGUGAGGACCUAGAUGAGUGCGCUGUGGUCACAGAUAUUUGCUUCUCAACCAACAAAGCUUCCCGUUGUGUCAACACCAACCCUGGUUUCCACUGCCUGCCUUGUCCCCCACGCUACAAGGGAAGCCAGCCCUUUGGGGUUGGCCUGGAGGCUGCUAGGACAGAGAAACAAGUAUGCGAGCCAGAAAAUCCAUGCAAGGACAAGACUCACAACUGCCACAAGCAUGCAGAGUGCAUCUACUUAGGCCACUUCAGUGACCCCAUGUACAAAUGUGAGUGCCAGACUGGCUAUGCCGGUGACGGGCUCAUCUGUGGGGAGGACUCAGACCUGGAUGGCUGGCCCAACAGCAACCUGGUGUGUGCUACCAAUGCCACCUACCAUUGCAUCAAGGACAACUGCCCCAAACUGCCAAAUUCUGGGCAGGAGGAUUUUGAUAAAGAUGGAAUUGGAGAUGCUUGUGAUGAGGAUGACGACAAUGACGGUGUGAGCGAUGAGAAGGACAACUGUCAGCUUCUCUUCAAUCCCCGUCAGUUAGACUAUGACAAGGAUGAGGUUGGAGACCGAUGUGAUAACUGCCCUUAUGUGCACAACCCAGCACAGAUUGACACCGACAACAACGGGGAAGGCGAUGCCUGCUCUGUGGACAUUGAUGGGGACGAUGUUUUCAAUGAACGAGACAACUGCCCCUAUGUCUACAACACUGACCAGAGAGACACAGACGGUGAUGGUGUGGGCGACCACUGUGACAAUUGCCCCCUGAUGCACAACCCAGAUCAGAUGGAUAUGGACAAUGAUCUUGUUGGAGAUCAGUGUGAUAACAAUGAAGACAUAGAUGAUGAUGGCCACCAGAACAACCAAGACAACUGCCCAUACAUCUCCAACUCCAAUCAGGCUGACCAUGACAAUGACGGCAAGGGUGAUGCUUGUGACUCUGAUGAUGACAAUGAUGGUGUUCCAGAUGACAGGGACAACUGCAGACUGGUCUUCAACCCAGAUCAGGAAGACUCAGAUGGCGAUGGCCGAGGCGAUAUUUGUAAAGAUGACUUUGACAAUGACAACGUCCCAGAUAUUGAUGACGUGUGCCCCGAGAACAAUGCUAUCACUGAGACAGAUUUCAGGAACUUCCAGAUGGUUCCUCUGGAUCCCAAGGGAACUACACAAAUCGAUCCUAACUGGGUAAUACGUCACCAAGGCAAAGAGCUGGUACAGACAGCGAACUCAGACCCUGGCAUUGCUGUAGGUUUUGAUGAGUUUGGGUCUGUGGACUUCAGUGGUACAUUCUACGUCAACACUGACCGGGAUGACGACUAUGCUGGCUUUGUCUUUGGCUAUCAGUCAAGCAGCCGCUUCUAUGUGGUGAUGUGGAAGCAGGUUACUCAGACCUACUGGGAAGACAAGCCAAGUCGGGCUUAUGGCUACUCUGGCGUGUCACUCAAAGUGGUAAACUCCACGACUGGUACUGGCGAGCAUCUGAGGAAUGCCCUGUGGCACACAGGGAACACAGAAGGCCAGGUGCGCACGCUAUGGCAUGACCCCAAAAACAUUGGCUGGAAAGACUAUACCGCCUACAGGUGGCACCUGACUCACAGGCCUAAGACAGGCUACAUGAGAGUCUUAGUGCAUGAAGGAAAGCAAGUCAUGGCUGAUUCAGGACCGAUCUAUGACCAAACCUAUGCUGGCGGACGGCUGGGCCUGUUUGUCUUCUCCCAAGAAAUGGUCUACUUCUCAGACCUCAAGUAUGAAUGCAGAGAUGUCUAGAGAGCAAGGCUACAGUUCCAUCCAUGUGCUACAGACACUGUUUCCUAGAAAAGUCGGUCCGUCUUGAUACUUGCAGCUUCUUUCUCUUUUGGCAUUUCCUGUUUCUUGACCUUAACUGAGUGGAUCUUCACCUCCUUCAUCAGCACCAAGUCCAAGUGCCUUCAAAUGACAAAUAAUCAAGGGAGCUGCAAGAUAGGCAUCUAGCCUGCUUCUGGGAAAAGUUAAAGGAACUAUGAGACUCACUGUGGAGUGAAAACCGAGCAUGUUGCUGCAUUGCCUUUCCUUGUUUGUUUAAAAAGAAUGACGUUUACAUGUAAAAUGUAAUUACUUGCAGUAUUUAUGUGUAUAUGGAGUUGAAGGGAAUAUUGUGUAUAAGUCAUUCUCAUAAAUUAAGCAUGAAAAAUAUUGCUCACCUACUUUCAAUGCUUAAUGUUGUCACUAUUCUUGGAUUCGUGCUGUUCUACAAUGACACACAAAUCCUGUAAGGUCAAUUUUAAAGAAAGAUCAGGUGAACUUGGCUGCAGUAAGGAAGAGGCCAGAAGAUAGUCACAUGACUGUGGCCCCUUGUCCAGUGAUAUUAAACCCUGACUAAUCCGGAACAUAGAAAAUGAUUGCAAAAUUAGAUGAAAAGCACUUCUUACUCCUCUUGGAGUAAGGCUGACUUGACAUAGACAAAGGCAGUGUGCCAUUGCAAAAGUGGAUCUUUCAGGUCUCCAGAUGUGGACUUUUCAGAGCUUUCAGAACAAAAGCUCAGUGGAGGCAAGCACCUCCUAUUAAGAUGGAUGCCGGGGCCAGCCUUGUGGAGAGCCUAGGCUGGAAGUGAAAGGGCUCUGUAUAAUGACUGCUAGGAUCUCCAUCUGGGCAUCCUUUCUUGCUCCUGUUACUAGGAAACAGACUGGGAGAUAAGUUGGCAAAUGCACUUUGGUACCCUACUCCUAGUCUAGGCUUCUGAAUAACGCAGAAGUUGCUCUUGCCUAAUUUGGAAACUUAUUUCAUUAAGUUUCCAAGUGCAACUGUUUUGUUAAUAUUUAUUAAAUGAAUUUGCAAUGUAGCCCCACUCAGCAAUAACUUAUUUUUACCAUACAAAAUAACAAAUAUGUAGAAUAAUUUCUAGAAAUAAGCAUAUGACAAGGAUAUAAUGAUAUAAAGAUACACUUAUCAAAAUAGCUGUUGGUUGAAAUACAAGGCUCUAAGCCAUGACAAAAUGGGACCUUAAUACGCACAGUUGCCAAUGAUUUUAAUUAAGUUCUUUUUACUGUUAUCUAUGUGCUGUGUAUAGGUUUUUUAUAUUUUAAUGUUGAAGAAAACACCUCCCCCCCAGACACACCCAUUAAUCAGUCACACCAUAACAGACAUAUGCUUGGUUUAUUUUAUUUUAUUUUAUUUUAUUUUAUUUUAUUGCUUUGAGCUGCCUGAUCUCCCAGCAGCAGGAAAUACUGUCUCUUUCACUUCAUAUGAGUUCAGUCAGAGUAGAUCUUGUCCCUGUGAAGGGAGUGGAGCAGGAUCCCUUUUCUGGUAAUGGUAGUUACAUUUCUAAGUCAGAUUGAAAGAAUCCAUGACUUUGAAUUUCCCCAAUUUGUCUCAGUGCAGUUAUUUGUGUUAGUGUCUUUGAGGGUGAGUUUCCUUGUGUUUUGUUACCCUGCACUUUUUACUUUCUGUGGGACUGUAUUCCCAAGGCCCACAUGAGACUUCAGACUGUGAGGCUGUGAAGAACAUUUAGGCUUUCACUUGGGGCAUUUGGCUGAAUGGUACAAGGCGGUGGGGACGAUGUGAAUACGUUCAAUGUACCAUAUUUUUUUUGUAAAUUAUUUAUGUAGUUUUUUAAAAAAACAAGAGCUUCUCAUAUACGUUAAUGAAACAUUGUUCUUGCCAAAGAUUGUAAAUAUUUAUUUAUUUGUUCAUUGGGUCAAACCUUCACCACUGAAACCCUACGUUUAGCUAGAGCUUCAUUUUUAUACUGAAGAUUAAC
Messenger RNA from Cricetulus griseus (Chinese hamster), 5582 nucleotides. Lineage: Eukaryota; Metazoa; Chordata; Mammalia; Rodentia; Cricetidae. The record is from RefSeq and is a predicted model, not a curated record.